UAUAUAUGAGAGCUCCUCUUCUCUUCAUAAAAUUAAAUCCUCCAGUACUCUCAUCCAUUGGUCUCUGGUCUAAAUACAUAUAUUAUAUAUAAAAUAUUAAUUAAUCUCUGUGUGUUUGAGGCGAAGAAGAAGAAGAAGAAGAAGAUGGCCGGUUCUAAAGAGAGAAAGAAAGCAUCGAUAAUAGUGGACGCAACGAGAUACAUAGAAGAGCUGAAGGAAAGGGUUGAAAAACUAAAUCAAGAUGUCACUACCUUACAAACGGCCUCUUCAUCCCAACAAAAUUCAGUACUCCCCCCGCAGGUUGUUAAAGUUGAAACCCUAGAAAAAGGGUUCCUAAUAAACGUGUUUUCAGGGAAAAAUAGCCCGAGUUUGCUUGUUUCUGUACUAGAAACGUUUGAGGAUUUAGGCCUUGAAGUACUCGACGCUAGGGUUUCUUGUUCCGACAAUUUUCACCUCGAAGCUGUUAGUACUCAGACUGAAGGGCAGUCUGAUAGCGUAGAUGCACAGGUGGUUAAACAAGCGGUAUUGCAAGCUAUCGACAAUUGGAGUGUUCAUCAUAAGGACGAGCAAGAUUAGUUAAUCUGUCAGUUAUAAUUGGUAUAUAUACAUAUAUAAAUUCUUCUCUUUUUUUUUCCUUCCAAUUUGUGCAUUAUAUUAAUUAAUUGCGAUAUUUGAUCGAUCAAGCAAAUUAAAGAAAACAAGUCUUCAAUAAGAUCUUACUUAAUUCGGUUCAUGAUUGGAUUUUUAUUAGAUUAUUUAAUUUUAUCUUGUCGAUCAGACGAGGCAUAGUUGUACCUCUAUAUAUAUUUAUAUAUCAUAUCCCGUUAUUUUGUCCGGGAUUUUAUUUUUU
Erythranthe guttata (spotted monkey flower) is the source of this 850-nucleotide messenger RNA. Its product is annotated as transcription factor BHLH3. Gene Ontology annotation, cellular component: nucleus. Gene Ontology annotation, biological process: regulation of DNA-templated transcription. Gene Ontology annotation, molecular function: DNA-binding transcription factor activity; sequence-specific DNA binding; protein dimerization activity. The record is from RefSeq and is a predicted model, not a curated record. Lineage: Eukaryota; Viridiplantae; Streptophyta; Magnoliopsida; Lamiales; Phrymaceae.